GAUGUUCGAAGCCAAGUUUGAAGAUGGUGUCUUAUUUAAAAAGAUUGUAGAAGCAAUUAAAGAAUUGGUUAAAAAUGUAAAUCUUGAAGCUAAUGGAACAGGAAUCUCAUUAUAAGUAUAAUUAAAAUUCAAUUAUUUUAAGGCUAUGGAUACAUCUCAUGUAGCUUUAGUUGCAUUAUAAUUGAAUGAGAAAGGAUUUAAAAAAUAUAGAUGUGAAAAAUCUCUUACUAUGGGUUUGAGCAUUGAGAAUUUAUAAAAAAUUUUGAAGUGUUCGGGAAAUGAUGAUUAGAUUACACUUAGAACUUAAGAAGAAGAACCUACAACAUUAUCAUUCACUUUUGAAUCAAAAAGUAUGUUAUAAAAUUAAAAUCAUUUUAGAUCGCAUAAGUGAGUUCUAAUUAAAUUUAAUGUCUUUGGAUUAAGAACAAUUAGGUGUUCCAGAUACUGAUUAUUCUUCAGUUAUCAAAAUGCCAUCCAAUGAAUUUACAAAGAUCUGUAGAGAGUUAGGAAAUAUUAAUGAAGCAAUUGGUAUUGAAACUUCAAAAGAUGGAAUAAAAUUUUAUGUGAAAGGAGAUAUUGGAGAAGGAUAAGUUUCAGUUAAAUCUAAUGAUGCUGAAAAGAAAGAGGAAAGAGUAGAAUGUGAUGUUGAUGAACCUGUGAAUUUAAGUUUUGCUGUUAGGUAUAUAAUACACAUUCUAUUUGCUAUAGAUAUUUCAAUUUAUUUAAUAAAGCAGCUGCAUUAUCACCUUAAGUCAUUUUAUCUAUGUCUCAAGAUUAACCAUUAGUGAUUGAAUAUUAAAUUGAAAAUAUGGGAUCAUUAAAAUUGUAUUUAGCUCCAAAAAUAAAUGAUGAUGAAUAAUAAUGA
Paramecium pentaurelia is the source of this 865-nucleotide messenger RNA. Lineage: Eukaryota; Ciliophora; Oligohymenophorea; Peniculida; Parameciidae. The record is from the annotation of a GenBank genome assembly.